AUGCGCCCAAUUCCGAGAGUCGCUCUGCGACCGUACGUUUGUACGUCUUGCCGUCAUGGCAUUGGCUCGAAUCAGCGGCGAUUUGGCACACAGCCAGGUCAAAAGCCCGAUAUUUAUGACGUGGUUGUAGUCGGAGCCGGCCCUGCGGGAUUGUCGCUCUUGGCUUCUCUCCGAGCUUCGCCUAUUACAUCAAAGCUUAGGGUCGCGCUCAUUGAAAGCCAAGACCUUCGGAAAGCCCAAUCCUGGAAGAUGGAAUCGGACCAGUUCUCUAAUCGAUGCAGUAGUCUCACUCCGUCAUCUGUUUCAUUUUUGCGCGAUAUUGGAGCAUGGGAGCACUUAGCACUCGAACGUGUACAGAAAUACCAGGGAAUGCAAGUGUGGGAUGGCGAGACUGGGUCGCGAAUAUCUUUCGAUUGGUCUGGGGAAACGUCUGCCUUUGAAGAACUGCGCACCGUGGCUACCAUGGCAGAGAACACAAAUAUUGUCUCCGGUCUGUUGCGUCGGAUUGCUGCUUCUGGCGAUGAAAACAUGACCCUGUUCUCGAACACCACUGUUGUUUCUAUCGAGAAUGGAUCCGAUCUCCAGGCUUGCGGAGGUCCUGACCUCUCCGCAUGGCCUGUCCUUUCGGUAAAACCCACUGGACCGGCUAGCGAAGGCAAAUCACCAUCCAGAAUUGCGGCAAGACUUCUCGUUGGUGCAGACGGAAUCAACAGUCCCGUUCGCUCGUUCGCCAACAUCCCCGCCGACGGCUGGGACUACAAUCGACACGGAGUAGUCGCAACCCUGGCUCUGGGUGAUCUACCUACACCUCCAAUCCGGGAGAGCAUGCGCACAGCAUACCAGCGCUUCCUACCGGAUCUUGGCGGGCCGAUUGCCCUCCUCCCACUACCAGACAACCACGCAUCGCUAGUCUGGUCCACAACACCAACGAAUGCAGCAUACCUUAAGUCCCUCCCCACCCCUGCCUUCAUCGCCAUGAUCAAUGCGGCUUUCCGACUAUCAAUGACAGAUCUCAACUACAUGAUGGGCAUGCAGCAAUAUACAGAAUCAACACACGAAGAUGAACUCACAUGGCGCGUCCGGAAUACACCCCUCCCCUCACAAACACCACCGCCAGUAAUUGGCCUGCAAACAAGCACACUUGCUUCAUUCCCGCUGCGCUUCCGCCACGCAGACCAAUACAUAUCCCCUCGUCUCGCUCUCGUCGGCGAUGCCGCGCAUGUCAUCCACCCGCUUGCCGGCCAAGGUCUAAACCUUGGACUUGGAGACGUUGCCGCACUCUCUCGCACAAUCGAGUAUGCCGUAUCUCAUGGUAUGGACAUCGGUGAUCUUCUCACUUUGGAACGCUAUUCUUCAGAGCGAUAUUUCACCAAUUCGAAGGUCAUGGGUGCUUGUGAUCUAUUGCAUAAGAUGUAUACUGUUCCUGGUCAGAACCCAAUUUCCUGGGCUCGUAGUGCUGGGUUGACUAUUCUUGAUAAGUUGCCAUUUGCCAAGUCCUUCCUGAUGAAAAACGCUGAAGGGUAUUGA
This is a messenger RNA of Penicillium taxi, 1527 nucleotides long. Its product is annotated as putative ubiquinone biosynthesis monooxgenase (Coq6). Bases 1 to 1527 code for a protein of 508 amino acids. Gene Ontology annotation, biological process: ubiquinone biosynthetic process. NCBI's taxonomy places the organism in Eukaryota, Fungi, Ascomycota, Eurotiomycetes, Eurotiales, Aspergillaceae. The transcript is spliced from 2 exons. Gene Ontology annotation, cellular component: mitochondrion. Gene Ontology annotation, molecular function: 2-octaprenyl-6-methoxyphenol hydroxylase activity; FAD binding; oxidoreductase activity, acting on paired donors, with incorporation or reduction of molecular oxygen, NAD(P)H as one donor, and incorporation of one atom of oxygen. The record is from RefSeq and is a predicted model, not a curated record.